AUGAAAAGAAUUGCCGUGCAUCUGCUCGCCGUCGCCGCUCGCCGCCAAGUCCGGCGUACACCGCUGCCCUCCCGACCCUCGAACUCGACUUUCGCUCGUCCCUCGCUCGGACAUGAGUCGAACAUUCGAUCCAUACGCCGGAAGCUCUCUGCUGCUCCUUCAAAAGCUGUGUCCGCCAUUACCUCUGCUGCUCGCUUGAGCCGUUUCUGGCGUCAAAGAGACGCUCGGCGUAGUGGAGACUCUUCCCGCGAGCACGAGGGCGCGAAUCAAGACGAGGCGAUACAGAUGUCGAUGACGGCUGACACCCUCAGAGAUGCUCUGUCUGAAGAGGACCUGUUCCCUUGUGCAAACCCGCCGAACUCACCUGCCACGUCCGUCGAAAUCAUGAUAGACCAGCGUUCCGGGUCUGUCGACGAAAAGCCACUCUCUCGGAGAGAGCCACCGUCCGUCGGGCUCGGCUUUGCCUCUCUUGUCAGUUGGACAGCCGGCCUCGCUGGCUCUGGCAAGAUGGCUCGCAGUCGAAGCCUUUCGAUGCGUGGUGGCGCGGUCAACGCACCUUUGCAGCGAGCUCGGUCGCUACCCGCAAACAAGCUCUCUGCCUCGCCACGGUCCAACUUAUUCAGCUCGCUCGGCUCUCUAGCCCAUAUAUGUGCGCCAUCUACCUCCCACAAGAGUCUUGUCGCCUCAGCCACAAUGUUGUCAUUGACCGGAGCCGGGGACUACCUCCUAGAGCCACGAAUGCCACCUUCUCCCACUGGGAUGUUCGUGAAACUUGCGCUCCCUGUGGUCGGCAUUUUCAGCGGAUCCGCCUCACCCGCAGCUUCGCUUGUCUCCAUCCUACCGAGCCCUUGGAGCAUGAUGGCCGUCCCCGAAGCGAUCCCCCUACUUGAGGUCAAGCAUCUUGUCCGGGACGCUGUCAGCCUACUUCCCGUUGAUCCUCAAUAG
Molecule: messenger RNA, 945 nt
Organism: Peniophora sp. CBMAI 1063
Lineage: Eukaryota; Fungi; Basidiomycota; Agaricomycetes; Russulales; Peniophoraceae
Source: the annotation of a GenBank genome assembly